This is a messenger RNA of Exophiala xenobiotica, 2939 nucleotides long. RefSeq lists its product as uncharacterized. The coding region runs from base 484 to 2484 and encodes 666 amino acids. Gene Ontology annotation, molecular function: protein binding. NCBI's taxonomy places the organism in Eukaryota, Fungi, Ascomycota, Eurotiomycetes, Chaetothyriales, Herpotrichiellaceae. The record is from RefSeq and is a predicted model, not a curated record. The transcript is spliced from 2 exons.
GUUUUGCUUCACUUUUUCCUGGGGUCUUUUCUCAUCCAGAUUUUCCAAUUUUUCCUCCUGGCGCUCGGAUCUCUUCCAGGCCGCUCGCCGCUCGGGCAUGGCUCGUCGCUCCCACAUGACUCCCUUGACUGGUCAGUCCGUGCAGAGAAUGCUGCUGGAGCCAGGCCCCCGAUGCCGCCAGUGGCCACAUCAUCCGAUAUCGAUGGACGCCAGAAUCCGGGGGAUGGUGUGAUUCAUAGGUUGCCGUUAACUGCUUAGUCGACAAGUCUUUUCGUGGUACGCGUUACUUGAUGGCAACUUCGCCAUCCGCCCCAAAAUGAAAACAAUGACACAAAACUAAUCUUCUCAUCCUUUCAUUCUAUUUCCAUUACCCUCAUCUUUCCUAUACAAGGCCUUUUCCUUGCAUAUUUUCCUGGUCUGUGGAGUUGGCCGGCUUAGCAACCUGUAUCCUUAGCACCUCAGUUGAACACUCAUAAGCACGCCAUGACAAUGACACCUUCCGCCUUUCUAAGGCGGGCACACAUCAAACAACUCCCGACCCAUAAUACUACAGCACAGAAAGAAAAGAACAACGAAGUCACUGUACACCUACCCUACUUACUGGUACCUCCAGAAGACAUGCUCUCCGAGAGAAAGUUCUCCUACGCUUCGGUCAAAGAAGAACAAGGUCAAGGAAUCCCUCAGUCGUUUGAAUCCUCCCUGUCGAGCCGAGACCUUGAAGAAGUCGAGUGGAUAGCGUGGCCUUGUAGUCAAUGGUGCAAGACAAAGGGCCUUUGUUCAUACCAUGUUGGUGGAACACAUGAUGAUUACGUGCGGACAAGGCUAGAAGGCUAUGCUCGCAGCAACCCAAGGAAGCUGGAGAAGAUUCUGGACGAACUUGACAAGAGGAGGGAUGCACAGAAACUCUUCAACCUUCCAGACGCCAAAGAAAUUACCCUGGUCCAUCCACGCCCAGCCAGUUUCAGCCUCGAUGUAUGGAGGGAAAAAGUCAGAGACGCUGUCGGAACCAGAGACUUUACUCUCGACGGCACCAACGAGGCGGCGAUUUUGGACGACGAUGAUACUCUAUCGCAGGCUUCAGACUGGAGACAGACCUCGUAUCUCGAGUCCAUGCCCAUCGAGAUCCUGGAAAUGAUCCUAUCCCGCGUCACAGUGGAUCACACAGCCGACCCAUACGCACGACCACACGUCGACCUCGCUUCCUGCUCGCUGGUCUGCAAAAAGCUCUACGAUGCAGCCGUGCGAGUCAUGUACCGCCAUGUCUCGAUUCCUCAGUCUCGAGCCUUUUCCAAACUCAUGCGCAGCCUCAACAACGACAAAUCUCUAGGCGAACUCGUCCACUGGCUCGACUUCUCCCACUACUCGAACAUGGGCUUCGGAAAGGCUCGCACGGCACGCAACCAAACACCCUUCCUCAAACCCGAAACCCUGCUCGCUUGUCUGGACAUGGUGCCUAAACUUCGGGCCUUCUUAGUCCACGAACAUGUCGACGACGAACUCGAUAGGAACAUCUUCACUAAACUGUUCAGCAUGCCUCGGCUGCAGGCCCUCGACUUAUGUGCUUGCUCAUCCCGCCCGUUCACCGAGGCCUUCACAAGCGUUGUCACGCAGCUCUCAAGACAGGCACCAUUACCGAACUUGAAGCGCAUUUCGCUCCAUGAAUGUACGACGCUUCAAGAAGAAGUCUUCGACGCCCUCCUCCCGCGCCUCACGAACCUCACACACCUCGAUGUCGCUCACACAUUCAUAAACGACGCGGCGCUUCUCUCGAUCCCUCCCACCGCACGGAUCACACAUCUCAACAUCGAGCGCUGCACACAUUUGACCGGUUCUGCAGUUGUCAAAUUCCUCACUACACACCCCGCCGUCAAGGACAGUGUCGUGUACUUGAACCUCGCAGCUGAUGCAAGCAGGCACAGACUCCUCGCCGAAGCCGACGUAUCUAAACUACUCGCAGCUCUCCCACCGACACUGCGGUCUCUGAACCUCAACGGCGCGCGUAUCAACGCAAGCCAUAUCCCCGCUUUGCGCAAGCUAGCGACGCACGUGGAGGAACUGGGCCUGCGCGGCGCACAGUUGAGUCUCGGAGCCGACAUCAAGCCGCUCCUGAAGCAGCCUCAUGCGGUACGCUACUUGGAUCUCACGGACAUCAAGUCGGUCACGCAGAUGAGCCUCAGCUACAGUCCGAGCAGUCUGACCGACUUGGAUACACUGCCGUUGGAGGUCGUGGAACUAGGUCAAGAUGUGCUCGGCGAGGUCAAGAGAAGGAACGCCCACGUGAAGAGGCCCGAGUGGGUCGUUAAGGAAUUGGGACGGCGCGGGUGGUUUGCUAGACAGCCCGUCGAAUCCGAUGGCGAGGUGGCCGUUGACGACGGCAGUCGCGCUUGGAAGAUGGGCGCGCGCUGGUGGGGGAUGCGCAAGGUGCCUGUUGUCGAGCAGGAUGUUGGCGGCAUGUAUGGCUAUUUCAUGUUCAAACGGUCUUGAAGACCAGGAAAUUAUGGUUGGGCUCGCUACGAUUUUUGCCCGGUUCUGUGUUCUGAGUCCAGCUGGCAUGGAUGUUCGGCGCUUCGGUUCGAUUUGCUUCAGUUCGGCUUGGGACAUCCUCAUGACCAAGGCGUGGACGUCUCCUUGGAAGACAUUCUCGCUUCAUGGCGUUAUACAAGAGCACUGGGACCUGGAUUUGGGGAGUUUAAGCAUUGAGCGUUGCAUGCAGGAUUUGGUCUCUGGACAAAAAAGUGGGUUCUCCUUUGGGCAUGGCAUGGCUUGGAUAUGGUUUUCAUGAAAACAUACUGGCACAGGUCACGAAUAAUACCUGAACGAAGUAAUGAUUACUGACGAUGAUCACGAGCACGGGCACGGGCACCAUCAUUCCAGCAUGCAACUACACGAUUUUUCAUGUGUAGGAACGAAUACAUAGUCAUAACAAAUGUUUUCAUCAU